GAGUGAUUCUGAGGCCUGGGUUUAUAUACGGGACUCGAACUGUUGGGAGCAUGAAGAUACCCCUUGGUGCAAUUGGAUCUCCAAUGGAGAUGGUUCUCCAACAUGCAAAGCCAUUGAGCCAGAUCCCACUUGUUGGACCUCUAAUGACACCUCCGGUCAAUGUUACGUCAGUUGCAAAAGUCGCGGUUAGAGCUGCAACGGACCCUGUUUUCCCUCCCGGUAUCAUUGAUGUUUAUGGAAUUCAACGGUAUAGUCAGCACAAAUCAAAGUAGAAAUUUUUUUCCACAUUUUUUUUACUUCACUCGGAGCGGUUUGCUUCUACCAGAUGCCAUCUCUUUCACGGAAUAAUGUCUGAAAGGCGUGUGUAUGUAACCAUAGAUGUUUCUUUCCGAUUUCUUUAGUUUCAGCAUUCAUAAUCUUCUUUUUCAACAAACUCUGUUGCCUGAAGUGGGUUUGAAUAUACUUUAUAUCUUGUCAGAGAGGGAGAGAUUUUGAUGAACGUAAACGUGUUGUACGCUUUCAAAAUUUUCAAGGUAAAUAAAACAAUCACUUCACACUUCAUGCAUAA
Messenger RNA from Arachis duranensis, 568 nucleotides. RefSeq lists its product as uncharacterized. Lineage: Eukaryota; Viridiplantae; Streptophyta; Magnoliopsida; Fabales; Fabaceae. Gene Ontology annotation, molecular function: protein-containing complex binding. Gene Ontology annotation, cellular component: mitochondrion. The record is from RefSeq and is a predicted model, not a curated record.